Molecule: messenger RNA, 1003 nt
Organism: Brassica oleracea var. oleracea
Lineage: Eukaryota; Viridiplantae; Streptophyta; Magnoliopsida; Brassicales; Brassicaceae
Exons: 1
Coding region: 7-870 (287 amino acids)
Source: RefSeq, a predicted model, not a curated record
UCUCUUAUGUUUCCCUCUAAAAAGGGCCGAACCUUUCAUGUGUGUUUUACAAUUCAAAGUACAGAGGAAAAACAAAACAAAACAAAAAAGGAAAGAUUUUUCGAAGAACCCAACAGAUAUAGAAACAUGUUUAGAUCGACGGAUUUCGAUCGGUACGUUGAGAAAGAGAGCUUAAAGGUCAAAGCUUUCUACGUCCGGUUCACCGGUUUACCCACCCGAGAGUUCUCACCCGACUCUCUCACUCUCCUCUACCCACCGCGAAUCAACGAAGCCGCUUUCGAGCUCGACGGGUCCAAGAUCCGACCCGACUCCCCAGCGUUCGUGACGCUGCACCGGGUCGUUAAGGGAGGAGAGGCGAUAUACGGGUGUAGGGAACCGGUUCGGGUCUGGGAAGGGAUCCGGUUCGAGGUGUACAUGAGCGAGGAGAGAGUCGUGAAAGGUAUCUUCAGAAAAGAGGAUGGAGAUAAGUGGAAGAUCGAGUGCGAGUGCGAGAUGGAAGAAGGAGCGGCUGAGGUCGUUGUGGCGGCGGAGGGACACGUGGCGACGUCGACGAUGGCGAGGAAACAUAGGAGGAGGAGGAGGAGGAAGCAGUUUGAGUGUUUGGAGGAGAUACCUGAGGAGAGAGAGGAAGGGAGGGAGUCCGACGAUAGCGUGUGUUUUUGCACGUGCAGCGGCGGAGAAUCGGAGGAGGGAGAGUGGGAGUCGGUGGAGUGGACGGCUGAGAUGGAGUCAGAGGCUGAAGGAAUGGGAUGGGCCGUUGAUUUGGGUAUUUGGGUUAUGUGUUUAGGUGUGGGCUACUUGGUGUCUAAAGCCUCUACUAAAACCUUGAGAAGUGGAGGAAGAAGAAGACGAACAAGAAGUCUCUUUUAAACUUGUCUGUAAUCAAAUCAGUUUAAUUGUCCGACUACGUCCUAGUGUAAUAUAGUACAGAUCAUUAAACCAUCAUGUAAAACAAUCCAUGAUUUUGGUUAGUAAGAGUCACACUAGUUCCAUUUUAUUUGAA